AUGACAUUGGAUCAGGUGUCCCAGAGCCCCACGAUCGAGACAGGCCAAGGCCGCCCUCUGCACGGGAGAGGCCGGGCAGGAGCCGGGAGGCCGGGCUGGAGCAGAGGCUGGGCUGGAGCCGAGGCUGGGCAGGAGCCGGGAUGCUGGGCUGGAGCAGGGAGCCCGGGCUGGAGCCGAGGCUGGGCUGGAUCAGGGAGGCCGGAUAGGAGCCGGGAGGCCGGGCUGGAGCAGGGAGUCUGGGUUGUAGCCGAGGCUGAGCAGGAGCGGGGAGGCCAGGCUGGAUCAGGGAGGCCGGGCAGGAGCCAGGAGGCCGGGCUGGAGCCGAGGCUGGGCAGGAGCCGGGAGGCCGAGCUGGAUCAGAGAGGCCAGGCUGGAGCAGAGGCCGGGCUGGAACUGAGGCUGGGCAGGAUCAGGGAGGCUGGGCUGGAGCCAAAGCUGGGCAGGAGCCGGGAGGCCGGGCUGGAUCAGGGAGGCCGGGCAGGAGCCAGGAGGCCGGGCUGGAGCAGGGAGGCCAGGCUGGAGCCGAGGCUGGGCUGGAUCAGGGAGGCUGGGUUGGAGCCGAGGCUGGGCAGGAGCCGGGAGGCCAGGCUGGAGCAGGGAGGCCAGGCUGGAGCAGAGGCCGGGCUGGAGCCGAGGCUGGGCUGGAUCAGGGAGGCUGGGCUGGAGCCGAAGCUGGGCAGGAGCCGGGAGGCCGGGCUGGAGCAGGGAGGCCAGGCUGGAGCCGAGGCUGGGCUGGAUCAGGGAGGCUGGGUUGGAGCCGAGGCUGGGCAGGAGCCGGGAGGCCGGGCUGGAUCAGGGCGGCCAGGCUGGAGCCGAGGCUGGGCAGGAGCCGGGAGGCCGGGCUGGAGCAGAGGCCGGGCUGGAUCAGGGAGGCCGGGCUGGAGCCGAAGCUGGGCAGGAGCCGGGAGGCCGGGCUGGAUCAGGGAGGCUGGGCUGGAGUCGAGGCUGGGUAGGAGCCGGGAGGCCGGGCUGGAGCAGGGAGGCCAGGCUGGAGCUGAGGCCGGGCUGGAGCCGAGGCUGGGCUGGAUCAGGGAGGCCGGGCUGGAGCCAAAGCUGGGCAGGAGCCGGGAGGCCGGGCUGGAUCAGGGAGGCCGGGCAGGAGCCAGGAGGCCGGGCUGGAGCAGGGAGGCCAGGCUGGAGCCGAGGCUGGGCUGGAUCAGGGAGGCUGGGUUGGAGCCGAGGCUGGGCAGGAGCCGGGAGGCCAGGCUGGAGCAGGGAGGCCAGGCUGGAGCAGAGGCCGGGCUGGAGCCGAGGCUGGGCUGGAUCAGGGAGGCCGGGCUGGAGCCGAAGCUGGGCAGGAGCCGGGAGGCCGGGCUGGAGCAGGGAGGCCAGGCUGGAGCCGAGGCUGGGCUGGAUCAGGGAGGCUGGGUUGGAGCCGAGGCUGGGCAGGAGCCGGGAGGCCGGGCUGGAGCAGGGAGGCCAGGCUGGAGCAGAGGCCGGGCUGGAGCCGAGGCUGGGCUGGAUCAGGGCGGCCAGGCUGGAGCCGAGGCUGGGCAGGAGCCGGGAGGCCGGGCUGGAGCAGAGGCCGGGCUGGAUCAGGGAGGCCGGGCUGGAGCCGAAGCUGGGCAGGAGCCGGGAGGCCGGGCUGGAUCAGGGAGGCUGGGCUGGAGUCGAGGCUGGGUAGGAGCCGGGAGGCCGGGCUGGAGCAGGGAGGCCAGGCUGGAGCAGAGGCCGGGCUGGAGCCGAGGCUGGGCUACAAAGUGGAGCUCAGACGUUGGGCUGCAGCACAGUGGCAGGGGGCAGGGCGGCGAGGUCUCCCCCGGCUCCCCCGAGCCUCGGCUCUCCCUGCCGGUGACCUCCAAGCACCCGGCAUCAGCCGACCGGGAAGAGACGCACGACAGGCGCGGUCAUGAGAAAUCCCGCCCAGAAUGUCCCGCAUCCUGUGGGCAGAGAGGAAACAGGGAGGGGAUUGACCCGGCAGCCAAGGCCCAUGAACGCCUGAGCGGGCAAGGGGGCCAUGACAUGUCCAGUGAGAUCCUGCAGCCAGCGCUGCAUGGACGGGAGCACAGCGGGGCCCGGAGAGCAAACGCUGCAGGUGGCCUGGGGAAGGGAAAUGCAGAGAAGAAAAUGGGCGAGGUGUCCCAGCAGGAAAAGCAGAGGGGAGGCACCAGGACAACUUCCCAGCAGCCCCUGCACUGGAUGGUGGCAAUUGAACACGGGGGCACCCACCCCCGGUGCACAGCCCUGCACAUGGACACAGGCACCCUGGUGAGCAGGCGCCACGCUGACAUGAUGAGGACCCAGAGGAAAUCCAGGAGCCCACGGCCACAAGGCCAGCAGGGGCCAGUCGUGCUGCAGCCGCUGAGCUUGUGGCUGACGGCCAUGAAGCUGCCAGACCUGCCAGUACCACUCACGGCGGCACUGCUGGACAGCCUGACCACGGUUAACAGUAGAACAAGGCCCCAUUAUACAAACUGGAGGCUGUACGCACCAGCCAGCACAAAAGUGCAACGCCUGGACAAUACAACAACUGGUUCCAUGCAGCCGUUCUCCAGCCUGCAUGACACAGGGGCCCAGACCAAGUGA
Dermochelys coriacea (leatherback sea turtle) is the source of this 2526-nucleotide messenger RNA. Its product is annotated as fibroin heavy chain-like. Bases 1 to 2526 code for a protein of 841 amino acids. The record is from RefSeq and is a predicted model, not a curated record. The transcript has 6 exons. Lineage: Eukaryota; Metazoa; Chordata; Testudines; Dermochelyidae.